CAGGCUACGCGAGGACCCCGUUGCUGUGCUGCGAUUGUUGCAUCUUAGCCGAAGGUUCUCGCGCGUAGACUUUCUAGCCGUUCUCAGUGUUUUGUUUGCGAUUUCAUUGAGUGUUUACGAGGUAUACUAUGUUGAUUAGCUUUACUUCUUAGGCUGUAUAGAGAGGCCAAGCAGCGUGCUACUCCUCAUCUGUCACCAUCAUGACCUCGGUCGGUGUGUUGUCGCCGGCCGCUGCGGCCACCGAUUACUACGAAGAGGAUGAACUGGAGAGCGCUGAGGAAGAGGAUGACCGAAGCUUCAGGGGUCGGGAGUCUGAUGAGGACACAGAAGAUGCCAGUGAGACUGACCUGGCCAAGCAUGACAAUGUGGACUAUGUGGAAAUGAAAGAACAGAUGUAUCAAGACAAACUGGCUUCUUUCAAAAGACAAUUACAACAGCUCCAGGAAGGCACUCUGCAAGAGUAUCAAAAACGCAUGAAAAAGCUUGAUCAACAGUACAAAGAAAGAUUGAGAAAUGCUGAACUCUUCCUGCAGCUAGAAACAGAGCAAGUAGAAAGAAAUUACAUAAAGGAGAAAAAAGCAGCUGUUAAGGAAUUUGAGGAUAAGAAGAUUGAGCUCAAGGAGAACUUGAUUGCAGAACUGGAGGAAAAAAAGAAAAUGAUUGAAAAUGAGAAACUGACCAUGGAAUUAACUGGAGAUUCCAUGGAAGUCAAACCAAUUAUGACUCGCAAGUUAAGGCGAAGACCAAAUGAUCCCGUGCCAAUUCCUGACAAGAGGAGGAAACCUGCCCCUGCUCAGCUAAAUUAUCUUCUGACAGAUGAACAGAUUAUGGAAGAUUUGAGGACCCUAAACAAGAAAGUGUAUCAUAUCUCAGUUCCUGCCUGCACCCAACAACUACAAUCUUGUUUAAAAUCUCCUAAAAGACCUGUUUCACCAUCCACUCCAGAACAUCUUCCAACAACACAAACUGAAUCCCCUGCUCAGCGUUUUGAGGCUCGGAUAGAAGAUGGUAAACUCUACUAUGAUAAGAGGUGGUACCACAAGAGUCAGGCAAUAUACCUGGAAUCCAAAGACAAUACAAAAAUUAGCUGUGUGAUCAGUUCAGUGGGUACUAAUGAGAUUUGGGUGAGGAAGAGCAGUGAUAGUACAAAAAUGAGGAUCUACCUUGGACAACUACAAAGAGGCUUGUUUGUGAUACGCCGUCGGUCUGCAGCAUGAAAAUUGCCAGGAAUUAGUUUAAAAUUAAAAAGAAAACUGUCUUAAAGAAUUUUAUGCCACUGCUGAUUUGAACCAAUGCUGGUCAAUAAUUUUACACAUAAACUAUUAAGCGUUGUGAACAUGGAUUUGAGUCUACAAAGUCCAGACUGAAUGGGAGUUGUACUUGUUUUUCCCUAAAAGGGGCAAGUUUCUGAUUUAUUCACUGUAUAUGGAGAAUUAUUUCUCAGAAGCAAGCAUUUAAUUCAUUGGAAGUGGAGCAAAAUGUAAUUUCAUUUGGUUGGACUAUACUAUAAUCCAAAUCUUGGUCAAAGUCAGUGUUUCUCUCCAAUUGCCAUGUUGUCUUAUUAACUUUUAUAGAUACCGUAUUUAGCCUACUCUGCGUGCUAUGAAGGCUCAAUAAGUUCAGCUCUUCAACAGCAAUUACUGCAAUUAGAGGAAAAAAUGCCUUGGUUUGGGUGCAUGGUUAGCCACGGAUUAUCAAUACUGACUAAAUUAGUUUUUAUAUAUAUAUUCACUUGAUUUCACCAGUUGUUUAACUUGGUGCUGUUACUUUUUUUUUUUUUUUUAACAAUCAUAGUAAAGUCAAGUGUUUCAAAAAGGUUGAACUUCUUUGAAACAUGCUAAGUAUAUCUAAUGUUUUUCCUAUAGAGUUUGCCACUCCUGGGCAAUGUGUUAUUGCAAACCUUAUAUUAAGUUUUGAAUAUUCUCCGAGAAUGUGUGUGGUCUUAAGACGUCAGUUGGUAUUUUGUUGCCAUUAAAUUAUUCAUUUAUAUGUAUUAACUGUAUAGGUGAAAAAUCCAGUUGAUUUUCACUGUAUACGUUAAGACCUACAGAAAAUCUACAGGCCAAACAGACUAAACACGCCUUUAUAGUACAACCUUUUAAACCAGGCUAAAAAUCUCAGGAAUUUAAUGGAUAGACUUAUGGAGUUUUUAUUCAAUUUCUUUUACCAGUCUCUGUUAACGUUUUUAAAUCAGUUGAAUAACAAACUAUUUAGACAAUGUUGCAGGCUUUGCAAGUGUUACAAGAAUGCACCUUUUAUGAAACGUGAAGAUAAAUGUAUUUAUAUGUC
Bombina bombina (fire-bellied toad) is the source of this 2289-nucleotide messenger RNA. RefSeq names its product SDS3 homolog, SIN3A corepressor complex component (gene SUDS3). The record is from RefSeq and is a predicted model, not a curated record. Gene Ontology annotation, biological process: negative regulation of transcription by RNA polymerase II. Gene Ontology annotation, cellular component: Sin3-type complex. Gene Ontology annotation, molecular function: histone deacetylase binding. Lineage: Eukaryota; Metazoa; Chordata; Amphibia; Anura; Bombinatoridae. Bases 201 to 1217 code for a protein of 338 amino acids. The transcript is spliced from 13 exons.